This is a messenger RNA of Pneumocystis murina B123, 1440 nucleotides long. RefSeq lists its product as hypothetical. The record is from RefSeq and is a predicted model, not a curated record. Gene Ontology annotation, biological process: protein localization to plasma membrane; GPI anchor biosynthetic process. The coding region runs from base 1 to 1440 and encodes 479 amino acids. The transcript is spliced from 8 exons. Gene Ontology annotation, cellular component: endoplasmic reticulum; membrane. Gene Ontology annotation, molecular function: glucosaminyl-phosphatidylinositol O-acyltransferase activity. Lineage: Eukaryota; Fungi; Ascomycota; Pneumocystomycetes; Pneumocystales; Pneumocystaceae.
AUGAAAUCCUAUUUUAUUUUUCAAAAAGAUAUGAAAUCUAGUUAUAAAUUACAAAAAGAAAGCUUUAUGAGCGGUCAUACAGGACAAUCUAUGACGGAGAUUUUUUUGCAUAUGUCAAUUAUCGUAUUUAUGCAUGUUUUUUCAGCAGCUCUUAGAUCUCGAGGUACUAAUGAAACUUAUGGAAUUUCCACAUUUUUAAUUGAAUUUGGGAUUUAUUAUAUGAUUCCUUUGCUCUUUGUUACGAUUUUCUCAUCACAUUUGUUUUUUUUAGCAUUAAUACUAUUGAUUCCUAUACCUUUUUUAUGGCGUUGUCCUAAAGCCUUCAAAAGAGAAGAAAAUCUAACUAAAAAAGAGAAAAGAAGGCCUAAAAAUCCUUUAAAUAAGAAUAAUAUUGUUAAUAAUGGUGAAUUAAAAUCAUAUAUUACAAUUCAUCGUGCAGCGGUUAUGUUAAUUACAUGUCUAUCAAUCCUUGCAGUAGAUUUUAGAAUAUUUCCGCGAAGAUUUGCAAAGGUAGAGACAUGGGGAAUUUCAUUGAUGGAUCUUGGAGUAGGAUUUUUUGUUUUUUCAUCUGGUGUUGUAGCAAUUAAGAGUAUAAAAAAGAAUUAUUCAAAGGAAACUGUUUCUUUUUUUAAAAAGCUAAUUUUAUGUUUCAAACAAUCGUAUAUGUUUUUUGUUAUUGGCUUCAUUAGAAUAUUGAUUACUAAAGCAACCAAUUAUCCUGAACAUGUUACUGAGUAUGGUGUUCAUUGGAAUUUUUUCUUCACAUUAGGAUUUCUUUCUUUAUCUCUCUCAUAUCUUGUUAUUAUAGCAUUGUUGUCAAUCUGUAAUGAAUUGUUGACACGAACGCAGCAUAUUCUUACAUAUGUUUUAAAUGCUCCGAGAACUAAUUUAAUUUCUGCGAAUAAAGAAGGUUUAUUUUCAUUUAUAGGCUAUUUAACUAUAUAUUUAUCUGGGAUACAUAUUGGUGAACAUAUAUUUUAUAGAUGUUUAGCCUCAAGAAAAGAUAAAUCAAUAAUUAUUUAUCAAUAUAAGACGAUGUUAAAGAUGUUUUUGUAUUCUAUUUUUUAUUUUAUUGUAUAUUUCUAUUUUCUUUUUUUCGGAAAAUAUCCUAUGUCAAGAAGAUUGGUUAAUUUACCUUACGUGUCUUUAGUAUCAGCAUGUGGUUGUGGUGCUAUAGGGUGUAAUAUGCUUAUCGAAUUUAUUUUUUAUGGAUUAUCAGCAGAAUACACGGAUACAGUACCAUUAUUGCUUCAUUCUGUCAAUAAACACGGGUUAAUUGUCUUUUUGGCAGCAAAUAUAAUAACAGGAUUAGUAAAUUCAUUAAUAAAUACACUUGAAGUUAGUAAUAUAGUCGGAUUUCUAAUUAUGGUCGUUUAUGGUAUAAUUAUUUCAGGACUUGCUCUUAUAGCAGAAUUUAAAAAUUGGCCAUCAAAAUUUUAA